Drosophila mauritiana is the source of this 1586-nucleotide messenger RNA. It is a transcript of the gene Vlet, whose product is annotated as COMM domain-containing protein 10. The record is from RefSeq and is a predicted model, not a curated record. Lineage: Eukaryota; Metazoa; Arthropoda; Insecta; Diptera; Drosophilidae. The coding region runs from base 152 to 868 and encodes 238 amino acids. The transcript has 2 exons.
AACUGUGUGGCAGCGCCGAACCGUGGCAAGUCGAUAGUUUUUUUUAUUUUGUUGGUCAGUAUAAACAAAUAAUAUUAAAGCCAAAAUAAAAAAGUGCUGCUAAACACUUAAUAACUCUAUGUUCCUCACAAAUUAUUAAAUAUAUCUUACAAUGAGCAUUAACUGGAUAAAGAUCACGGAAAGAGCCCGAGAGGGCAUCAAAAUCAUCAAUGCCUUGCCCUACGAGACCUUUACGACGGUUCUGUUCUACACCCACCGGCAGAUGAGUCCCAGCGGAGCAACGGCGAGUGCCACCAGUAGUACAGUGGGCACCAGUGUGACGACCGCCGGCCGGGUGGACAGCAGCAACGAGGAGAACCCCACGAGUAGCACCGAACCGGAGUACACACUCGAGGAACUGGAGCGAUUGGUGGGCGUACCACGUCAGGACUUCCUGCUGCUGAUCAAGACCUUCUCCUACAUCCUGCGUCGCAUCUCCACGUUCAUCAUCAAGCCAAGUUUGCUGCAGCGUGAGCUGCGCGAGAAACUCCAGCUGGAGGAUGAGGCCAAGAUCGAUGCCAUAUUGCGUUUGUGGGUGCGCGAAACGACGCCCAUUAUGAACAAUUUGGCCAGCAAGCGGUACGAAUCAAAUGUCAUCGAAGAUGUGGCCUGGAAGCUCAACAUGGAGAUCUCCUCGCAUUGCCAGCAGCGGGAGAAGACCCCGCUGGCCGUGCUCCAAAUGAAAACGGCCGUCGGUGAGGAUAUCAACAUCGAAAUGACACAACCAGAACUAAUGGAACUGUACAAUCAGUUCGAGAGCAUCCAGGGCGAACUGGACGCCAUGCUGGCCAUGAAGGCUUCAGGAGCAACGGCGCCUGGCAAUCAGUAAUAGGGGACACCAUCGACCAAUUCCAGUGCCAAUUUUAUUGUUAAUUCGCACAAAACUCUGUGCAAAAAGAUGGACCUAAAAGUAUGCAAUACUAACACGAUCGUAGCCAAAUGUUAAACACGUUUUUUUGUUUAAUUCAGUAGGGAUUUUCCUAAGUUAUGGCUAAUUUUCCGAACGUAGCCAAAUGUUUACUAGAGUAAGAGUUCUGCUUUGAUAUAUCAAACGUUGCAAUGAUUUCGAAAAUGCAUUAGGAUCUUCUGCAAAAUAACAAAUCCCCUAAUAAAUUUAGAUAAAACAAUAUGUGGCACAUUUUACAGUACACUUUAAUGGAUCUCUGCAUGCGUUUUACUCGUCUACUCCACCUCGGAUCAUAAUUCUACUGAUAAACAUUACAAAUUAUUACAAUGAUAUAUAUUUAAUAUAUGUCUAUAUUGUAUAUGCAUAUGUUAUUCGUCGGCCUUAGUAUGUGUGAGUGUGUGUAUAUAAUGGAGUCGUAUAUUAUGUACGCAUUAUACAGACUUUCUAGUUUCAUCUUCUCUAACUUUUGCAUAAUUAUGCAUAUGUGUAUUUAUUGUUAUUGCGGGAGGGCGGGGAUUUUGGGUUUGCUUCGUAUUCAAAUUAGGGGCUUCGUUGUAUUUUUCACUAAUCUAGAAGCAAAACGAUUUCUAUUGCACUCUUUCACAGUUCGGUUAAUCAUUUCAACUAAGUUUGGACAAAA